UAAUUAUUUUCAUAAUUACAGUAAAAAAUGGUAAAAACAUACAAUUUUUCGAAAUUUUGGUAUUCAAAAUUGCGUAUUGAGAUAUAGGUUCUUCUCAAAAUAAGUUUAUUUGUACAUGUACGAAAUUUCUGCAUCAAGCUAUGACAAAAUAAAUCGAUUAAAUCAAACAAAGGUCGAUUUAUAAGUCAAAUUUAGCGUACAGGUAAAACUCCAAAAUCUCAUGAAAAUAGAAAACUUCAAAACGCUAUAAAAAAAAAAAAUCGAGCUAACUUUUAAAAACACAGCGAGGGUUUUGCUAUUGAAUAGGUAUAUUUUCAGAAAAAAAAGGUCCGGUGUGGUUUGAUUUUGAUGACCCCAAAAUUGUCGCACAGUGUAAUCAAUCCCUAGCGGACAAAAAUUAUUCACCACUUAAUCUACGUAACACACAAGGAACAUUCCCCCUUGUAACAAUCGAAGAAAACACAAGCAAUAUGGUCGCAGAAACAACUUCAUGGAAGACACAUUCAUAUAAUGAGCGAUGCUAAUGUAGAUAAGACAUGCGCUAUACUAGGUUGAAAAAAGGCGAGUUGCAUCCUGAAACAGAAUGGUUCCUAAUUGCGAUUCAAGAUCAAGUGAUCUUGGCAAAAAACUACCAAAAGUAUAUCUUAAAAGAUACAAGGACUAGAUUUCGCAAAUGAUAAAUAAAUAGAGAAAACAUAGACCACAUUAUUUCUGGAUGUCGUCUUUUGGUGGGAAGCGAAAACACCGAAAGACAUAACAAUAUGGCAAAAAUACUACACCAAGAAAUAGCGUAUAAUCUACUCUUAAGUACAAAUACUUCACCCUAUUAUGAAUACAUCCCCGAGUAUAUAUUGGAAAAUGAGGAAUACACGGUAUACUGGGACAUUGCCAUAAGAACAGAGAGAAAAAUCACCCACAAUAGGCUGGAUAUAACGCUAAUAAACCAACGAACAAAAAUCACUAUUUUUAUUGAAAUAAGCACACCCAGUGACACGUACAUAUAUUAUAUACACAGAAAAUAUACCGAAAAACUAGGGAAAUACAAUGAUUUAAUAAUAGAAGUGAACAGAAUUUGGAAACAAAAUACAGUAAAAACCUUAUCUUUUAUUAUGUCUGCAACUGGAAUAGUUAACAAAAGUUUUGUCAAUAACCUCAAGUUUUUGAACAUUAAAGUCGAUAUACAUCACAAAAUUCAAAAAUCUAUUAUUUUAUUGUAAAAACAUGCAACAUAACGCGCGGUAUGUUGGGGGGAAAGUGGCGAGGGAAUAAUAAUAAAAAUAAAUUCAGCCGAAGCUAUGCAGCAGAGCCAUUGAAGGUUGGAUUAAUAUAUGCAAGCUACCGUGAUGGCGCUCUAUUUAGUCUUAGUGUUACAUAUCCACAAAAAUAUACGAACAUAAAUUCAAUACACCGAAUUUGGGGGAAACACAUACAUACAACUACUCAUCUCCCCAAUAUACGCAGCAUUUUCUACCCUUUACAAAACGUGAGGGUGACCGUUGUCCAACUGAUUUUAAUUUAUCUCUGUACAUAAGGUCGUCAAGAGAGUAGUGCGAAAACUGUAAUUGUUACGAAAACUGUAAUUGUUAAAAAAAAAAAUUUUAUCACAUAUUUUUUUGGCACUAACAACGCUUUCCUUUUGGAAGUCUUGAAUGUCAGAACCAUACCUUCAUGGAACAAAAUAAAUCACUUUACGUUCGAACCACUUUGGAAAAUAUUGCAACGAUCAACGGUGAGCGCUACAGAAGCAUGAUUCUUGAAACGAUUUUUUGAGACCGAAAGUUGAUGAGAUGGAUUUGGACGAUCUUUGGUUUCAGCAGGAUGCCGUACCAUGCCACACAGCCCAUGUCACAAUCGAUCUUCUGCAUUAUUCAAAUUUGUUGUCUGCCAAUGAAAGAUCCAUAAAACUGCUCUAUAGUCGAAUCGUCCCACUGUCCAGAAAAUUUUAGAAGCCAAAAUUUAAUGCGGAUUAUAGCCCAUUCAAUAACAUAAACUAUAGUAUUUGCCAACAACGCCCUCACUGCCAUUAAAAAUCUGGACUCUUUCAGAAGAACAACAAAUAGUUAGGCAGAAAAAAAAAUAUUUCUCCAUUCACGACACACAUGCCUCAUGUAAUUUCCCUUAAUUCGUUUGCUAUGUUUGGCGCCUCCCAUAAAUAUUUCUGCAGGGGCUGUAGAUAUGAGAGAAAAAUUCAUCCCAUUCAACACUUUCGAACGCGAUUCCGAUUUUAAGACCUGAACAGAACAGGCAUAGUCUUGUUAGACGGGUAGAAAUUGUUGAUAUGGUUUAAAAACAUGUAGAGAUGUGCACUAGGGUGGCAGUUAUUUUGCAAGAUUAUUUUUUUAUUGGUGCUACCCCCCAGAUUGGUUCCUUUAUGUAUAAAAAUGGUGGAAAAAAAGUUUGAAGUAAAUCUGGUAAGUGGAAAGUGUGCCCCCGGGCCUUCAAAGUUUCAAAAAACCCGAAAAUUAGUAGUAUAAGUACUAGUAGUAAGUAAAGUAGCCGAGCACUUAGUUUAUCACAUUACAAUGAUAAUUCAAAUUAUUACGCUUAAUAAAAUAUAUUCAAUGCAGAAUCUACCAAGUCGUUCGACCCUUGCUUUUUGACAACUCUGUCAAAAAUUUUCCAUUUUUCUUCAAUUUCUGAAUUACAAAAACAAAACGGAAGUUAAAAUAUGUGAGAUAACUUAUCAACUGAUCACAUUUUGAAAUUCGAAAUGAAAAUAGAUUUCUUCAAACAGAUUUCCGCGCAUAAAAAAUUGGGUUCGCGUUUUGACUAACGUACACAUCGUGUCUUGGAUAAUAUCAAUAUCAAAAACUAGUACUUGUAUCAAAUAAAGUAGGCGAGCAUUUCGUUUCUGAAAUAACAACGGUAAUUCAAAUUUUUAUGGCUAAAAAAGUUUUGUAUUAAAGUUUUUUAAAAAAAUCAUUAGUUUCUAUUACGAGAAAAGUUUAUCUGCUCGGGUAUUAUUCAAAUGUAAUUUUUGGAAACAAACUUCUAUCUGUAAAACAAACGUUACAAGUUUUAGUGCUUCACUAGCUGUGCGGGAAGUGAUGAUACAUUGUGAGAAAGCCCGAAUUCCGACGCAAGAACUGAAGAACUGUAUACCAAAAUUAGAAGGUCUCUAUCAGCAGUGGCGGCAACUUUUCAACUUCAUGCUGCAAGAACGUCGAUGGAUCAUAAGAAAAAAGAAAAAGAUUUCGUUGAAAAACUCGAGGAUCUCUUCGAUAUUGCACACGCCAAUGCAUUGAAUAUCAUAUUCAUUGAAGAAGAUAAGCAGUUCUUAAGCAAACAGCGGAUGAAAGGACGCACGGGGUUUAUGUAUGGAAUUGAUUACCAGCUAAGUGUGAAAGAGACUCGAGUUUCUGAGCGAAAAUUACGAGAGGAGAAGAGAAAAGAACGAAGCAAUAAUGAAGUUCUUCAAUUGACUCAAUUUGAUAUACUGAUGACGUCGAGUUCAAGCAGCGGAGAAGAUUUAGAAGCGCGUGCUUCAGAGGGAAUUCCGCAAUGUUCAAAACAUUUGUCUGUACCAGCAAAACAAAAAAGAGGACGACAAAUAAUAAUAACUCCUAAGCUUGCUGCUGCUUUGGAUAAGUGCAAGAUCAGUGACAGGAAUGCAGUUCAUAUUCUUAUAGCUACACUUGAAGCCCUUGGUCAAGAUGUGGAGACUUUUGCGAUCAACAGGUGGUCUAUUAACAAUUCUCGUGAGAAACUCCGCGAAAAGAAAGCUACCGAAAUCAAAAAUAUCUUUAAGGAUAAGGAAUUGCCUGCCGCUACGAUACAUUGGGAUAGUAAAUUACUGCCAUCACUAACAGGUAAAGAAACAGUAUCCGACUUCCUGUUAUUCUUUCAAAUUGCAGUGCUGAUCAACUUCUUGGUGUACCUGCAUUGCAAUCAGGGUGUGGAAAGAACAGGCAACAGCUGUUUGCGAAACCCUUGCGGAAUGGGGCAUUCAGGACUACGUAAAAGCAUUGGUUUUUGA
Anastrepha ludens (Mexican fruit fly) is the source of this 3976-nucleotide messenger RNA. RefSeq lists its product as uncharacterized. NCBI's taxonomy places the organism in Eukaryota, Metazoa, Arthropoda, Insecta, Diptera, Tephritidae. Gene Ontology annotation, molecular function: phosphatase activity. The transcript is spliced from 2 exons. Gene Ontology annotation, biological process: dephosphorylation. The coding region runs from base 3167 to 3976 and encodes 269 amino acids. The record is from RefSeq and is a predicted model, not a curated record.